Messenger RNA from Maniola jurtina (meadow brown), 833 nucleotides. RefSeq lists its product as uncharacterized. Gene Ontology annotation, cellular component: nucleus; transcription regulator complex. Bases 93 to 761 code for a protein of 222 amino acids. The transcript is spliced from 2 exons. Gene Ontology annotation, molecular function: DNA binding. The record is from RefSeq and is a predicted model, not a curated record. Gene Ontology annotation, biological process: regulation of transcription by RNA polymerase II. Lineage: Eukaryota; Metazoa; Arthropoda; Insecta; Lepidoptera; Nymphalidae.
CGUGCUCGGAGUCAAACAAGAUAGUCUUGCUUUAUCAUUGAAAAUAUUGCAUUUUAAACGUUUUUGAAGUUGAAAAAUUACUUUUUCGAGCCAUGCGAGAGUUUAAAUACGAUGUUGUUCAAUUAAUUCACGCUGUAAGAGACAGGCCGUGCUUGUGGGACAAGACGGCGGAAGUAUACAAAGACCGGGCAGAAAGACGUGCCGCUUGGGAGCAGGUGUUCAGUCUUUUGGAGGAAAACUACGAGGAACUGUCGUCGGAACAAAAACGGGUUACUGGUGAACAAAUUCUAAACAAAUGGACGAACAUCCGCGAUACAUUUGUCAAGACACUCAAACGAUCUAGAAUGGGAAGACCUCGUAGAAAAUACCUAUUAUACGACCACGUGAAAUUCCUCAUCAAAGUUACCAACACCGAGGAUGAUUUCAACGUCGAACUAAGCACUGAUGACAACUCAGCCUAUAUGAAAACAGAAAGGGAAAGUCCAAAAGAGAUUCCGACCACCAGUACCAGAAAACGGUCAAGGAAAUCAAAUUAUAGUGACGAAGAACCAAGAAGAAGCAAGGAAUAUGAUAAAUAUGAGAAAAUGGAAGAUUUCGCGGAAAUAGACGAAUGUAAUGAUCCGAGGAUAAUGAACGAGGACGAGGCGUUCUUUGCUUCGCUCUUGCCAUCGGUUGUUAAGUAUUCUGAAGAUGAGAGACUGGAGUUCAGGAUUGAGGUGUUGGCGGUCAUGAAGAGAAUUAAGGAGAAGAGGAAUUGGUGAUUCAUUGUUGUAUAGAUAGCUUUGUACAAUAGUGUUUAUUUUGGGAAAAAAAACAAGCCUCCUAUAUUAAGA